CAGAACCGUCAGUUAGGCGCAUUCUAAGCUUCGAGGAGAGUUUUUUAUAAGCAGUUAUGACGCAGCAACCAUGGGUGUGCGUGCGCGCGCAUGCGCGCGUGUGAUAAUAGUCUCAGUGAGCAGCGAUCGUCACUGCUCGCUUCUCACUUGAGCUCAUGGAGACAAGCGGCCACCAGCUGCUGUGAACAGUGCGAGGCGAACAUGGCAGCGAUGAAUCGACCCGGGUUUGUUGGGGCUUCAACAUCCAUGAAUUUCUCAAGGAUAACAAGAAAUGGAAGCUCGCCAUUCCCUGAUGAAUGCUCGCCCUCAGAUCUCACAGAAGAGGACAUAGACAAUCUGCGGACUGAGCUUGCAAAGAUGGAAGAUGAGAUUCAGACUUUGCGACAGGUGCUUUUGGCUAAAGAACAGUAUGCAGCGGAAAUCAGGAGACAGCUGGGCAUGAGUCCCCUCAGUAACGUCAAACAAAACCUGUGCAGGGGCUGGCAAGAUGUCCAGACCUCCACUCCGUAUCUCACAGCGUCAGCCACCCUGGAUGACAUCAAACACUCCAGUGUAUAUAUGAGGACACAGGAGAUUCUCUCUCACGCAGGCCACGUGACAUCUUCUGCCUUGUCCAAUGUGGGUGUGGGCAUCACCAGAAGACUGGCAGAGAUGAGAGCUCUUCCUCUUCCAAGCCCCCCACGCAGACUAAACCACACCAUAAGUGUCCCAAGCAUGAGACAUUCUUCUACAUUCAGAUCUUUUGAGGGAAUGGCCAGUAACGUGAAGGAUAGGGUGACUGGAGGAAUGACAAAUAAUGGAGACACAGCUGGGUUUGACAGACGAUUUGCACGUCACAGCACAUAAAAAAACAUAACACAGUAAGGAUUUUGUUUUGCAAAAAUAUAUUUUUUCCUUUUAUGUGUGUAUGUCUACUAUUACUGUUCCUCCAUUAGUUAACACAAAAUGACCAAUAGAAUGUUUUACGCUUUUAAUGUAGACUUAUUUUAACCUAAAACACCUAGGUGAUAUUUACUGUAAUAUUUGAAUUCAUUAAUAUUUUGGCAUAAAAAUGUACUGAAGCUAUAAUUAACAUGCAUUCAAUGACAUUAAUUGUGACAUUUACAAAACAGAAACUUACAAUAAAAAGUAUUUUUGUACUUUAAGUUUUUUUCAAUUAAAGUCAAUUGAAUGUU
Messenger RNA from Betta splendens (Siamese fighting fish), 1175 nucleotides. RefSeq names its product tumor protein D54-like. The record is from RefSeq and is a predicted model, not a curated record. Gene Ontology annotation, cellular component: cytoplasm. The coding region runs from base 91 to 846 and encodes 251 amino acids. NCBI's taxonomy places the organism in Eukaryota, Metazoa, Chordata, Actinopteri, Anabantiformes, Osphronemidae. The transcript is spliced from 9 exons.